GCUGGUGGUCGAAGAGUCCCUAAAGCCCUGGUUCCGCAAGCAUACUGAUCUGGUCAACCUCUGGUGGGCGCACCUGACUGCGAUUGCCUGAGCACAUCGUCGGUGUUGCGCGGCCCGCAGAUGCAUCGCUGGCCGAAAAGGACAUGGCACUGCGCUGCUCGGUGCUCGAGUCGGCUGUUGGCAGCAUGUGGACGCUGACGCGCGGCGUCGAGGGGUGUGUGCCUGUGACUGGCCCGCACAUCGAGGGGCUUGUGCAGAUCUGCGAGUUUGCCCCGACCAGCGAUCUGCGUGUACGCGCGGUGGGUGCUCUGGGCAACAUUGCCCGCCGCCAGCCAGGCUUCGUUGAUCUGAACCGCCGCAUUGGCGCCUACUUGCUUGAGAACGUCAUCGUGAAACCGCUGCUGCAGCCGACCAAGGACCCGGCGGCUAUUGCCGAGCCCAUCGUCGAGGCACUGGAUCUGUUCUUUGAUAUCUACAGCGAUAUGGCUUACGACUAUGACGAGCCUGUGUUUGUCAAGGGCGAGUUUUUGGCAAGACUACGCCAGGUAUAUCUGCCGGCAAAGAAGUUUGCCAAGACCAUCGACCGCAGAAAGCACCGCGAGCUGCGUUCUCGCGCUGGACCUGGCUGUCCAGAAUCUCCGGGCAUUCCUCGAUUACAAGGCAACUGAGCGCAAAUAGACAUAGCCUGCCUUUGAUGAAGUUAUCACAAUAUACUGACCUGUAUCGUAUACAAACUAACAGCAUGGCAAGGAUGUUAAGUUUCUUCAGUUAAACCCUGAAAA
Messenger RNA from Linderina pennispora, 782 nucleotides. RefSeq lists its product as uncharacterized. Gene Ontology annotation, biological process: protein import into nucleus; ribosomal large subunit biogenesis. The transcript has a single exon. NCBI's taxonomy places the organism in Eukaryota, Fungi, Kickxellomycota, Kickxellomycetes, Kickxellales, Kickxellaceae. The record is from RefSeq and is a predicted model, not a curated record. Bases 144 to 668 code for a protein of 174 amino acids.